UAAGCAGUAAACACUAUGUGUCUUUAAUGACAGCAGUCAAAUUCAUUUUCAGCCUUCAAUUAUAGAAAUAUAUCGCUGUUUGUAUACACGGGAGGCACUCGUAAUACGCCAAUUUAUAGAGCUAAAUUAUUGUUCACUAAAUUGACUAGUUGGCGCUGCACGAUCUAGUGUUCGAGCUGCUAGUCCCGCCUGGCGCGCGCAUUUAUGGAAUAUAUUUUUUAAAUAAAGUUAAUCGAAAAUAAUUUCCUAAGCAAUUUUAACGGUCUGCGAGCUGAAAAUAUCAUUAUUUGAAACACAGUUCUUCGUAUUUAUUUAUCAAGAAGAUUAUGUCUGCCCAACUUCAGUUUCUGCUCAAACAGUCACACUCCCCUUUAAUUUUCAGUUCACUUUCUUGUAGCUAGCUAGGCUAGCAAGAGAUUGUAACGUUAACUAGCCAUUUAGCUAAAGCUAACUGAAAUAAUGUCUCGGUAAUGCAAUUAAUUAUUUGUUUUAACCUGAAGGACGCAGUGUUUUACUUCGUGAUUGGUGGUAGAGAAACUUGUUUUCACUCGCUAGAGCUGAGAAGUUCGUUUUAGCUAUAAAAGCGCCAGCUAGUUAGCUACUGUAGCUAAGUAAAUAAGUUAGCUAGCUAACGUUAAAAUAAAAUGUUUGUGAUUUUAUGGGGGGUGUACACAUAACAACGAAGUCUCUGUGUAGCGGCCUAGAGUUCUAUUAAAACACCCAUGGCAAAGUGGUUAAAGGAGUACUUGAACUUUGGCAGCCGGCGUGACGCCCCCCAACCCCCACGGCCUGACUACAAAGAGAGCGAGAUCCUUAGGGCCUACAGAGUCCAGAAAGAACUUGACUUUGAAGACCCCUACCAGAUCUCAGAUAAACCACAACAUGGCUGUUAUGGUGGCUGCAGUGGGACAGUAAGCCUGCCUGCAUUUCCGGCAUUUGCUUCUGUCCUGCCUAAUGGUGCAGAGGUGAAGGUGGUCUCUCCCAAACACAGGUUAAUUAAGUUGGACUCUCAAGAAUUCAGUCGCAGUAAGAUCCCUCUUAGCCCCGUCUCCAUCCACCAGGAACCGGUGCUUCCCUCUGCUCCAGCUGCAGUAGGGGACUCAGACACUGACUACUCAGACCCGUUUGAUGCCAGACCAGUUCCACAGCUCAGAGCGGAUUGGGAGCCCCACUGCAGUAUAGGCCUUGCCUUGAGCCCCAUCUCAAGUCCCACUCUGGUAGCCUUCAGCCCUAAUCCUACCCCAGGUCUCAGCCACAGUCUGGGGGACAGCAGCAGCUACAUGGAGCCCUUUGAAGCCCAGAGGGUCAUCACAGAGAUCCAACAGGGUCCAGAGCGGGGUCGGCCUGGAGUGGGCAGUGGAAGGUCAGGGGUUGGGGUUGGGGGUCAACUCUAUGACAACCCCUACGAGGAGAGGACAUGCCAUCACCACCAGGGGGCGCAGCCGCCACAGCCGGGGAGAGAGUCCCUUAGAGAUGAAACAAAGGAGAUCAGAGAUAGCAGGCUGCCUCAGGACGAUGAGAGACCGGCAGAUGAAUACGACCAGCCCUGGGAAUGGAAGAAGGACAACAUCUCGAAAGCCCUAGCAGUGAAGUUUGAGGGGGCAGAAUGGGAGAGGUCGUUAGCCCAGUCAGACCAGGCCAGACUGCCCAGGACCAGCCCCACAGCCCCAGGGAGUGCAGCCAGCCUUCUGAGGCUUGGAGACACCCCCCCUAUCCUGGGGGAGAGAGUGGACCCCUGCUUGCCUUUGGAGAGACAGGUGUGGUACCACGGUGCUGUGAGCCGUGCAGAAGCAGAGACUCUACUGACGUUGUGUAAAGAGAGUUCCUACCUGGUGAGGAAGAGCCAGACCUGUCCAAAAGACUACUCCCUCUCCCUCAGGAGCUGUCACGGCUUCAUGCAUAUGAAGUUUACUCGGAGUUCAGAUGGCCGUUAUGUCCUAGGGGAGAACAGUCCUCCAUUUUCCUCUAUACCAGAGGUCAUCCACUACUACACCACGCACAAACUACCUAUUAGAGGGGCUGAACACCUGUCCCUGCUGUACCCUGUCAUAGUACAGACCCUCUGACCCUCUGAUGAAUAUCCACAGCCUGAAUUGCACAAAUUUCCUUUGUGUACUACUUUUGGGGCACAUCAGUCUUUACUAGUUUACUGUUUAGGUAAUAGUGUGCCAUUUGGGACAAAACGAUUGACUAAUACUGAAGAUCCUGUCCUCUGGGGAGAUUCUAACAUGGCUGCUUGUGGAACUGUGAUGUUUUUUUAAGUGCUUCAUUAUAGUUCUGGAUUGAAAUCACAAAGGCCAAACUGUAUUAUAUGGCCAAUGGCAAAUACUGCAACAGAGCAGGUUACUGUAUGUCAAUAGAGUAUUAUCUGUCGUCCCAAUGGCACAUUAAAAAACGGAGUUGAAUAGGAGUUGCCAACAAGUGUUAUACAGUAGAACACUACAUUGCCAUAGUAGAAAGCUCUUACUGAAAUGUAUGCCUCAAACCUAUUUCAGUACUUCUAUGGAUUCAUGGUUUUAUUGUGUGAAAGUGUGAAUGAUUUUGGACUGAUCAUGAUAGCUGAAGACAAAUAUAUUGGUUUAUUACUGUGGUGGUGGUGGUUUGUAAAAUGUUCUUGUGUUUUAUGAAAAUAAAGUGUGAUUUUGUUUUUA
Esox lucius (northern pike) is the source of this 2651-nucleotide messenger RNA. RefSeq names its product SH2 domain-containing adapter protein F. Lineage: Eukaryota; Metazoa; Chordata; Actinopteri; Esociformes; Esocidae. Bases 723 to 2066 code for a protein of 447 amino acids. Gene Ontology annotation, molecular function: phosphotyrosine residue binding. The record is from RefSeq and is a predicted model, not a curated record. The transcript is spliced from 9 exons.